This is a messenger RNA of Sturnus vulgaris (Common starling), 2423 nucleotides long. It is a transcript of the gene AR, whose product is annotated as androgen receptor. Gene Ontology annotation, molecular function: steroid binding; sequence-specific DNA binding; zinc ion binding. Gene Ontology annotation, biological process: regulation of DNA-templated transcription; androgen receptor signaling pathway. The record is from RefSeq and is a predicted model, not a curated record. Gene Ontology annotation, cellular component: nucleus. NCBI's taxonomy places the organism in Eukaryota, Metazoa, Chordata, Aves, Passeriformes, Sturnidae.
AUGGAGGUGCAGCUGGGGGUCGGUCGCGUCUACCCGCGACCGGCGGGCAGGACCUUCCGCGGGGCUUUUCAGAGCUUCUUCCAGAGCGUCUGCGACGCUUUCCAGCCGCCUCGAGAGGAACCGGGCGCCGGGCAGCCGCUGCCGAGCGCGCCUUGCCCGCCGAGCCCCCGGCCGCCGCCGGACUCCCCCGCCUGCCUGCCGCCCCCGCCGGGCUGCCUGCCGCCCCCCGAGCCCCGCACCGCCGGCAAGGCGCUGCCGGCCGCCAACCCCGCCAUGGGCUCGUCCUUCCCCUGCGCCGGAGAGCUGAGGGAGCUGCUGGGCGAGGCGGGUGCGAUGCCGCUGCUGCCGCCGCCCGAGACAGAGCCGGCGGAUAAGGAAGACCCGCUGGGCGACAGUGCCCGCCAGCUGUGCCGCGCCGUGUCCGCCUCCAUGGGGCUGGCGCUGGAGGCGCUGGAGACUCCGGCCGAGCCGCUGCCCCGCGAGGACUGCAUGUUCGCCGUGCCCGCCGGGCCACCCCGCGCCCCUCGCCCGCCCACCCGCGACCCCUCGCCCGCCUUCGAGGCCGCCGUGGCCGCCGAGCCGCCCGCCGGGCCGGGGCUGCCCCGCGGCUUCGGCCGCGUCAAGCUGGAGAGCGCGGCGGGGCCGGCCACGGGCGGCGGCUGGGGCGGCCCGUGCCGUUUCGGGGCCGAGCUGGUCCCGCCGGGCCCCGCGCCCCCCUGGCCCACCUUCUUCGCCGAGGAGGGACAGCUCUACGGGCCGUGCCCCGAGCCGCCCGCCGGGCCUGCCGACUGCCCUGGCGAUGCCUGGUACCCACCGGGCCGGGCGCCUUUCGCCGCCCCCGGCAUCAAGAGCGAGCUGGAGCCCUGGGUCGAGGGCUACGCCGGCGCUUACGGCGAUCCCCGGUUGGAGGGUGGCCGUGACCAUGUCCUGCCCAUUGACUAUUACUUCCCACCUCAGAAGACCUGUCUGAUUUGUGGAGAUGAAGCAUCUGGGUGUCAUUAUGGAGCCCUCACAUGUGGGAGCUGCAAAGUGUUCUUCAAAAGGGCAGCUGAAGGUAAACAGAAGUACCUGUGUGCCAGCAGGAAUGACUGCACCAUCGACAAAUUCCGAAGGAAAAACUGUCCCUCCUGCCGCCUGCGCAAGUGCUACGAGGCUGGGAUGACUCUUGGAGCCCGCAAGCUGAAGAAGCUGGGUAACCUGAAGGCACAGGACGAGCUGGAGGGAGCCAGCUCAUCCAGCCCCACGGAGGAGCAAGCUCCCAAGCUGGUGAUGACACGUAUUGAUGGCUACGAGUGCCAGCCCAUCUUCCUCAACGUCCUGGAGGCCAUUGAGCCUGGUGUGGUGUGUGCUGGCCAUGACAACAGCCAGCCUGACUCCUUCUCCAACCUGCUGAGCAGCCUGAACGAGCUCGGGGAGAGGCAGCUGGUCUACGUGGUCAAAUGGGCAAAGGCCCUGCCAGGAUUUCGCAACCUGCACGUGGAUGACCAGAUGUCAAUAAUCCAGUACUCUUGGAUGGGCCUGAUGGUGUUUGCUAUGGGGUGGAGAUCCUUCACCAACGUCAAUUCCAGGAUGCUUUACUUCGCUCCAGAUCUGGUCUUCAAUGAGUACCGCAUGCACAAAUCCAGGAUGUACAGCCAGUGCAUCAGGAUGCGGCACCUCUCCCAGGAAUUUGGGUGGCUUCAGAUCACACCCCAGGAGUUCCUCUGUAUGAAGGCUCUCCUCUUCUUCAGUAUUAUUCCAGUGGAUGGCCUGAAGAACCAGAAGCUCUUCGAUGAGCUCCGCAUGAAUUACAUUAAGGAACUCGACCGUAUCAUUGCCUGCAAGAGGAAGAACCCCACCUCGUGCUCCAGGAGGUUUUACCAGCUCACCAAGGUCCUGGACUCCGUGCAUCCGAUUGCCAAGGACCUGCAUCAGUUUACAUUUGAUCUCCUGAUCAAGGCACACAUGGUGAGCGUGGACUACCCGGAAAUGAUGGCCGAGAUCAUCUCUGUGCAGGUUCCCAAGAUCCUGUCUGGAAAAGUCAAGCCUAUCUACUUCCACGCACAGUGAUCUUUCAGAGGGACCCCCGUGCUGCCACCCCCAUUCCAGCCAUCUCCUGCCUGUUACUUCUGCACUACUGUCCUGCAGUGCCUUGGGGAAUCCCUCUGCAGCAGUGGCCAAGGGGAUGGGCAGUGACAGACGUGCUGGGAUUCCUGAGAUGAUUAUUUUCCUGAGGUACCUCUGAACUGAACCCCUGGCGCUGGCCUCUGCCUGGCUCCAGCUGCUCACGGUGCUGGACAGGGACUGGCAGGGCAGUGGCACCACCUGAGUGUUCUCCUCUGUUUGUCACUGUGACUCCAGCAGCCCAGGGCCACGGGGCAACAGGAAGAGUGCCAGCAGUUGGUGGGUUUGGGGUGGUUUUUAUAAAAAGAACACAACACAAA